Molecule: messenger RNA, 790 nt
Organism: Strongylocentrotus purpuratus (purple sea urchin)
Lineage: Eukaryota; Metazoa; Echinodermata; Echinoidea; Camarodonta; Strongylocentrotidae
Exons: 2
Coding region: 7-366 (119 amino acids)
Source: RefSeq, a predicted model, not a curated record
GGAAAGAUGUCGUGCCCCCAGACCUGUGGAGAGAUUAUAGUGGUCAUAUUCAAGGUCAUUCUUGUGAUCAUCUGUCUUCCUGUUCUGCUCGUAGUUAGUCUCGUAGGAAUUAUACUCGGUAUCCUGUGCUGCCCAUUUAAGAUAUGUUGUCCAUGCUGUGCGCCUUGCAUCGAGGGUAUCCUAGACGUCGUGCUCUUCCUCAUAGGGCUACCCUUCAAGUGUAUCAUAUGGGCUACAGUAGGGGGUGAAGAGGAGGGAGGCAAGGGGGUCAAGACACCGCUCGACCAAGGCACGACUCCGGCGACAACAUACGACGGGUCGGCGUCACAGCAGCAGACGGCUUUGAGCGCGGAUACGUCAAAAUAGACGUAUAAUUAUAAUUUGGCGGAUUUUCAGGGAAAAAAUGCAGCCGAACUUAAACUUCAUCAUGGUCACAUCUUUUGAAUCUAGAUGCACUGAAAAUACCAACAUCAAAAAUGAGUAAAAAUCAGAACCAGGGACGUUUGUUUAUUUCCUCUAUUCUUUGUUAUUUAUGUGUGGAGGGGCGGGGAUGAGAAAGAUUUAACAUAAAGAUAUUUUCAGUACUGGUAGCUUAACUAUUUAACUUUUUGUAGAAAACUGGAAUAAGUGACAACCACGGGAUUGAAACUUCGUUUGAACUUUACUAACCAGUGAUAUCAACCCUAAUAAUUUGACUGGCCUGUAGUAUACUUUGUUUCAAAAUGUUACAUUUCCUUUAUUGAUAGUUUAUUGUUUAUAUAUCAAAGGUUUCCAGGGCUAAUGCAGAUCA